AUGCCGGAUACUCCUGGCCCUACAAAAGCUCUGCUGCUGGUGAACCUGGGCACGACGACUGCACCAACUGCACCGGCAAUUCGCAGCUUCCUGCGCGAGUUUCUUUCCGAUCGCCGUGUCGUUGAUGUGUCGCGGAUUAUCUGGUAUUUGAUUCUCUACGGCUUUGUCCUGCCUUUCCGCCCCCUCAGGAUCAUUCCCCUGUACAAGUCCAUCUGGAUCAACAAAGGUUCUGGCAUUGCCAUCAAUGGUAAAACGGAGGGGUCACCUCUAGCCCUGUACACGGAAAGCCUUGUCUCCAAGGUGCAGGCACUGUUGAAGACCACCACAGGCGGGGAAGUUGUGCUGCGUUACUCGAUGCGCUAUGGAGCGAAUAACAUCGCAUCAACGCUCAAGGCGCUACACGACGAGUUCCCAACGGUCCGCGAGUUGGUUGUUCUUCCGUUGUUCCCGCAGUACACCUCCACAACGUCCGCGAGCAUUUACGACGAGGUGUUCAAGUUCUACAUGGAUACUAAGCGCCGCUGCAUUCCAGGGCUGCGAACCGUUCGUGACUACGCCGAGAACCCGGUCUACAUCGAGGCUCUGGGAGAGAGUCUCAUGUGCAGCAUCAAGGCAUACGUCACUGAGAACGCCGGCGUCGUCAAGGAUUGGAGGUUAGCCCUGACCGACUUGCUCCCAGAGAUUGGUAUUAUUAUCACGUACCACAGCAUCCCUGUUCGCUACGUCGAGGAACAUGAUGACUACCCGCAGCGCUGUAAGGCCACCACAGCGGCCAUCAUGGCCUACAUAGAGGCCGAGUCUGGCAUGUCCUUCAGCGCCUGCCUAGUGCACGUCUAUCAGUCUCAGUUUGGCAGUCAACCGUGGCUUGGUCCGACUCUCACCGACGCAGCUGCUGCCUUUCCCCUUCCAGCCCACGACUCAAGGAAACUGGCUUUCAGUGAUGCCCACCACAAUAAAGCCCUCUUAUCUAAGCAGGCCAAGGUCUGUUUUGCCAUGGCGCCGGGCUUUGCUGUGGACUGUGUGGAGACCCUGAGCGAGGUCAAACUGGAGGCUGCUGAGGUCUUUAAAAAGAACGGUGGCCGCAGGUUUAUUUACGUUCCCUGCCUCAACGACAGUGACGCCCACGUUAAAGUGCUCAUCUCAGUCUUUGGCACCUGA
Leishmania braziliensis MHOM/BR/75/M2904 is the source of this 1158-nucleotide messenger RNA. Its product is annotated as ferrochelatase-like protein. The transcript has a single exon. The record is from RefSeq and is a predicted model, not a curated record. Gene Ontology annotation, biological process: heme biosynthetic process. Bases 1 to 1158 code for a protein of 385 amino acids. Gene Ontology annotation, molecular function: protoporphyrin ferrochelatase activity. NCBI's taxonomy places the organism in Eukaryota, Euglenozoa, Kinetoplastea, Trypanosomatida, Trypanosomatidae.